CGGCCGCGGCGCUCGGGACCCGCGCGAGCGCGCUCGUUUGGUGCGCGCGCGCCCGCGGCUCCGCCCCGCCCGCCCGGCGCGCGCCCCCGCCAGGGCCGCUCUCCUCCCCCUCCCCGGCGCGAACGGGGUGGAUCCCGCGCACUCCCCUCCCCCGAGCACCAGCGGCGGGCGCUGAAUGAGAGACGCCGACCGCCCGGGUCGGCCGGCGCUACCCUCGGCGGCUGCGGCAGUGGCGAGGCGUGACGCCGGCGUCGCCUCUCCAUCCUCCGAGGCGACGGCCGCGGCUGCACAGGUCGGCGCUGCGGCCCGUGGCGAAGCGGAGGAGGGAAGGCAUAAUGUAUUUGUGGCCUUGGACAUGAAGUAAUCAGUCCUCUGUUACUGUAAACAUAGGGUGGGGACUGAUGAAGGAAGCAUGGACCUAAUGAACGGGCAGGCAAGCAAUGUUAAUAUCGCAGCUACUGCUUCUGAGAAAAGUAGCAGCUCUGAAUCAUUAAGUGACAAAGGCUCCGAAUUGAAGAAAAGCUUCGAUGCUGUGGUGUUUGAUGUUCUUAAGGUUACACCAGAAGAAUACGCGGGUCAGAUAACACUAAUGGAUGUCCCAGUAUUUAAAGCUAUUCAACCAGAUGAGCUUUCAAGUUGUGGAUGGAAUAAAAAAGAAAAAUAUAGUUCUGCACCAAAUGCAGUUGCCUUCACAAGAAGAUUUAAUCACGUAAGCUUUUGGGUUGUAAGAGAGAUUCUUCAUGCUCAAACAUUAAAAAUUAGAGCAGAAGUUUUGAGCCACUAUAUUAAAACUGCUAAGAAACUAUAUGAGCUGAAUAACCUUCAUGCACUCAUGGCAGUGGUUUCUGGCUUACAGAGUGCCCCGAUUUUCAGAUUGACAAAAACAUGGGCGUUAUUAAGUCGAAAAGACAAAACUACCUUUGAAAAAUUAGAAUAUGUAAUGAGUAAAGAAGAUAACUACAAAAGACUCAGAGACUAUAUAAGUAGCUUAAAGAUGACACCUUGCAUUCCCUAUUUAGGUAUCUAUCUGUCAGAUUUAACAUACAUUGAUUCAGCAUACCCAUCAACUGGCAGCAUUCUAGAAAACGAGCAAAGAUCAAAUUUAAUGAAUAACAUCCUUCGAAUAAUUUCUGAUUUACAGCAGUCCUGUGAAUAUGAUAUUCCCAUAUUGCCUCAUGUCCAAAAAUACCUGAACUCUGUUCAAUAUAUAGAGGAACUACAAAAGUUUGUGGAAGACGAUAAUUACAAGCUCUCACUGAAGAUAGAACCAGGGACAAGCACGCCUCGUUCUGCUGCUUCCAGGGAAGACUUGGUCGGUCCUGAAGUAGGAGCAUCGCCCCAGAGUGGGAGAAAAAGUAUAGCUGCUGAAGGAGCCUUGCUGCCACAGACACCCCCUUCCCCCCGGAACCUGAUUCCACACGGACACAGGAAGUGCCACAGCUUGGGUUAUAAUUUCAUUCAUAAAAUGAAUACAGCAGAAUUUAAGAGUGCAACGUUCCCAAAUGCAGGGCCAAGACAUCUGUUAGAUGAUAGUGUCAUGGAGCCCCAUGCACCAUCUCGAGGCCAAGCUGAAAGUUCUACUCUUUCUAGUGGAAUAUCAAUAGGUAGUAGUGAUGGUUCUGAACUAAGUGAAGAGACCUCAUGGCCUGCUUUUGAAAGGAACAGAUUAUACCAUUCUCUCGGCCCGGUGACAAGAGUGGCACGAAAUGGCUAUCGAAGCCACGUGAAGGCCAGCAGUUCUGCAGAAUCAGAAGAUUUGGCAGUACAUUUAUAUCCAGGAGCUGUUACUAUUCAAGGUGUUCUCAGGAGAAAAACUUUGUUAAAAGAAGGCAAAAAGCCUACGGUAGCAUCUUGGACAAAAUAUUGGGCAGCCUUGUGUGGAACACAACUUUUUUACUAUGCUGCCAAAUCUCUGAAGGCUACAGAAAGAAAACAUUUCAAAUCAACAUCAAAUAAGACUGUCUCUGUGGUGGGGUGGAUGGUGAUGAUGGCUGAUGACCCAGAACAUCCAGACCUCUUCCUGCUGACUGACUCUGAGAAAGGGAAUUCAUACAAGUUUCAAGCUGGCAGUAGAAUGAAUGCAAUGCUGUGGUUUAAGCAUUUGAGUGCAGCCUGCCAAAGUAACAAACAACAGGUUCCUACAAACUUGAUGACUUUUGAGUAAAAGCCUGAAGAGGAAGAGGUGAAGCUCUGCUCCUGGGUGAGAGCAGGGACCUGACAGAAGAUGCCAGCGGCAAACCAUCCUGUGCCAGGAAGAGCCCACAGGCUCCAGCCCAGCCUUUGGAAUUCUGAACCAAAAAGCACUCAUUUCAGGGAAUCAAGUGAGAUAUUCCCAGAGAACAAAUUGGAGUUGCAAAACAAACUGCCAUGAACCAUGCUUCUUAUCUCUGAACUGACCUGUGGAAACCACUGCCUUAAAGAAUGAAAGGAAAACCAACAUGAAACACCAAAUAGUGUGUGUGAAUCUUCUGGCGGUGCUGUGCUUGGAAUAGAUCAUAGCUAAUUUCCAUUUCUUUUAACUUUGUACUAAUUUUGGAGGGGGGAAUCACCUUUUUUUAGAUACACUUUGAAAAGGAUAGACAUAUUUCUUACGGAUUGUAUCAGGAGCUGGUUUUGAACUGUGGUGAGCAGAUCCUUUCCUUCAGCAGGGAUUUACCAGCAGCCCUCCUGAGAGGUUUGUCCUGCCUCCAGUCGUCCAUAGCCUCACUGGUUUUCUCACAGCAAGAACGUAGGGUUAGACAUGUUGAUAAUGUAAGUUGUCAGGGUCUGUUUGGGAUGGGGAGGAAGGGUUUGUUUUGGUUGAGGGCACAUCUUUUUAAACACUAAACUUCUGAAUUGAGUACUGUAUGGGGAACAUUAUUUCCUGCGGGAGGCACAAAGGCCGAGUGUUCAUAUACCAGUUUUUUUAAAAAUAGGUUCCAGAAAACAUGGUUGUUUCUAGCUGGGGUUCAGGUUUAGCUUUCUCUAUGAAUUCAUUGUGGAACCAUACAUCUGCUUAGUAGAGAACUAUAAUCUCAAGCUAAACUUUCCUGAGAAGAUUUUACAAUGAUUAAAUUUUUUUUUAAAGUUAAUUAGAUUAUUUCUCUCCCAACCACAGGGAGUCAUCAAGGGUGAUAAUAUUGAUAUUUUGCCAGGAUAUUUUCUUUUACAGUGUUUAAUGUGCAUAAUGCCAGUUAUUUUUUUAUUGUUUAUUUUGUUUUUGUUUAAUAUGAUACUCAAGAUCACAUUUGUUUAAAAGAUUCCUCAUAAAUAUGUAUGUAUUUUAUCAUAAGACAGUAAUUUUAAGAGGGAUAAAGAUAAAGAGUUUGAGGCUCUAGGAAUUUUAAAUAUCAAACCCUUCUUCCUUUUAAAAUAAACAAACCAAAACAUUUUUCCAAGAACUUACUGUAAGUCCUAACAUGAACCCAUAUUGUCAGUAGUUAACCAAGCAAUUUUGAGAGUUCUGUGUAACAGUGCAUUCACUUUCUAAACUAAAUGUCAAACUUAGAAGUUAAAAGGUGUGAUACCUUAGAAUUUUAACAAAAAAGUUGCACUUGAACAAGGACUCUAUGUCAGAUAUUACAAACUUAUGAGGCAUCAUAAAUUUUAGCAGUGGUCCAGAGUAAGAAAUGUUUUGUGACUGAUACCUCCUAUAGACUGAUUACUUGGACCUCAUAAAAUUUCUCACAUUUAUUUUCUUACAGAACUGUAUAAAUUUUAUUGGAAGUUUCACCCUCAAGUCCAUAAAACAAACAGAAAAUGUUGUGUAUACAAUAAUAGCUUAAAAUGCAUCCAAAGGAAAGUUAAAGAACUUUUUUUGAGUUUUUUAAAAUUUAAUUUUGUGUUUGGAAAAGAUGUUAACAGUUCAAAUAGGUUUCUCGUAUAACAAUUAGAAAUACAUUGUUUCUAGGUUUUAGUGACACAGGCUGGAGAGGGCAGAGUGUUGCCUGUGCCAAAUGAUUUUUCAGUUAAUGGUCUAAACUUAACCUGUGUUGGGUACGUAGAAAGAACCAUCUGCAUAGCCAGCAGUAUUACUCGGUAGACCUUGCACAUCUUACUUUUGUUUUGCAUUAUUUAAAAAUUGCUUAAUUUGUUUUUUUUUUUCUUCAGAAAUAACAUUUUUAACAGUGUAUGUGCUUUUUAAAAAAUAUUGUGAAUGAGAACCCUGUGGAUUUUUUUUUUUCUUUUUUGUCUGUCGUAAAUAAGCUAAGGUAGAUGUGCUGUAGGUUAACCAAAUCUGGGAGAGAUGCAACUGGAAGUCAGAGCCUGACAUCACACAGUUUUGCCAAAGAGAGCAAGCUAAGUUGGAAGAUGUGUUUGAUAUUUUCAGCUCUAAACGUUAAUGAGUGCUUGUACAGAGUAAGAAUAGUGUUCACAUUUGAGAAACAGUCCAUAGAUAGAGUUGUGGCCUCUUACUGUCUGAAAUUUAACCUAACAGUGCAGUAGAAAUUGUUAUUAUUUUUCUAUCUUCAGAUUUAUCUAUUCAAAAUAUUAGUCAUUACUUGUUAGGAUUAUUUUUAGCAUUUGAAGUAAAUUGAAAUCAGUGAGAAAUGAAUUACAAUAGUGCAGGUGAGUUUUUGAUCUAUCAUUCACAAAAUAUCUGGUUAUAAUUCAAGCAAAGAAAAUAUAAGUCACCAAACUAUACUAAUAUUUAGGUAGUUUGUUAGUGGGAAGAUAAAUCUAAUUAUUAAACCUGCCCUUGAUUGUACAGUAGUGAUCCAAAAACUCAAAAUUUGCAUCAGCAUUAAAUUCAUUUUCUCCCCUAGCCAAGAAAUUCAAUUAAUUAAAUUAAAUUUAAGCUGGUGCGUAAGCAUAGUGAUUGUCCUAUCCAUGGCUUAGGGUAGUAGUAUACAGUACUAGCCAAAAUGCAAUUCGAGGUAUAUCUCAUGUAACAACUUACAUGAUAGUAACAUAUCAGUUUUUUAAAUAUAACUCUAAAAAUAAUUACAUAAUAGCUUUCUGGAUAUUGUUUUUGGUUUCAUGCCCCUUCUGUGUUCAGGCUCUGCUUAUUUUUCAGAGUAUUAUUUUUAAUCUCAAACUAAGAAUUGAAAGACAACUGAUCAAACACACCUUUCUAUUUUGUUUUCUUCACUGUGUAAAUAUUAUUUGUGUAAGCAUUGCAAAAAGGGAUCCAAAUAAUUUGAGUGUUUUUUUUUUUAAUUCUCCCUAGGCAUGUGCUUCAAUGGCAAAUAUUUUUCUGUGUAAAAAAUGCCAUGUAAUUACUGCACUGCCUCUUCACGGGCUCUAUUGAUAUUAGGUAUUUCUGUAUAUGAACUCAUGGUGUUUAUAGCUGCAAAGUUUUUAUAAACAGCUUUUUUCCUCUUCUAGAAGAUUUAUAAAGGAGCCCAAAAAGCACUAUUCUAUAGAAAGUAAAAAGAGUAGUCUCCGUUAGUUGAAACUGGGGCCCUCUAAGAUUAGCAGCCCGUCAAUCUCUUGAAAGCAUUAGAGUGUACUCGAUCAAAUGACUAGCAUCUUUUUUCCCUAAGGUUAAAUCUGUAAAGCUGUGUACAUUUAUCACUGAAACUGAAACUCUAGGACAUCAUAUUAUAGGAAAUCAGUACUAGUAAUAGAUUUAAUCCAUUGGCUUUUUAGAAGAACUCAUUAACUGUUGAUUUCCUUGUUUUUUGGGGCAUAUUCUUCCACAACCAGUUUUUAAGCCACCAUAUUAUUUUCUUCCACAAACAAGGGGUGCCAGUGUUGCUUAACAAAGAUAAUCUUUAAUAAAAAGAAAUCCUCUCUCUCAAGGCCUUCGAAGUCACUGGAUCCCUUUUUGAGAAUGAAGGCCACCUCCUCGCUGUGCUGGGGGAGCAGGGGGCAGCUGUUGCAUGAGGAGGUGGUAAGGUUUGUCGACUUCCUUCAGUGACCUUUUAGGGUUUGCUUCGUUUUUCUCUCUUCUUUUAUACUACUUUCAAACUUAGUAAAUUUAUGAUUUUACAGCCAGAGUAGUACUCUGUUUUUUCUAAGCCUUUAAGAUAACAAAAAACUGCUGCUAAAUCACAUUGAUAAAUGACUUUCCAUGUGGACCUUUUCAAAAUGAUUUAAGUACCUUUUGAUUUUGUUCUCCUGAAAAUGGCUUGUGUCUAAAAUGUUGGGGGUUUUUUUGUUUUGUUUUGUUUUGUCUUUUUCUGUUUAGAGGGUUCUAGUGAAAGAGAUGUAUGUGUAAAACUUCUAAGCUUAUCGAAAGCAAUUUCAUUAUACCUAUAUCUCAAGUUGUAGUGUGGUGAAAAUUUGGUCAGUGCCUUAUCAAUUUGAAGACCACUCUUAGGGCAUUGAGUAGGACAACUUGCCCUGUUAGUUCAGGAGUGUGCUCUCCACCAUCUUACUCUUACAGCAAGUCUAAGGAUGUCUAUACAGAUCCUCCAGGUGCUUGUUGCAGUCCUCAUUGGGUUUUGAGUCUUUUUUAUACAAACUUCCUUCCUCCUUCUCUCUUUUCCAGUUGGAGAUUGAAAAUAAAUCCACUCAAAUCAAUCUUUUGAUAAGCACUCUUAUAAAACAGCUUUGAAGAACAUCCAUCCAUCUGGGUUCAUUUUUAUCCUGUUGUUUGAGUAUAGAUUUAAUGAUCAGUCCCUCUGGGAAAUCCCUAAAAUAACAAAUUUACAGAAAGAUUAAUUUGGAUUUUAUUAAAGCUGCUAAAAUCUUGUAAGCACAGUUCCUUUGGCCAGAAAUGAGAUUUAUUUUGGUUCAUCCUUAUAUUAAAUAGAACUCAGAAUGAACAAGCAGUCACUUAACCUGCCGGUUAUUGUUUACCUGAAAGUUCAUGCAGCACAGUGGAAAUGACUCCAGUGUAUGGACGUAAUAGACUAAAGUAGCUUUCUCAAUGAAAGUGAGCCUCAGAAAUGCUUUGCGUCUCUGAGAUUAUUGGAAGACCGGGAGCCCUGUUGUUUAUCUGUGUCAGGAAGCUCUUUUCACACUCUUUAAAGGGCUCUUUAUGUUCUAGAGUAGCAAAGUAUACAUACAGAGUAUUUAAACCCAAAUGAAAGGGUAGCUGGUCCUAGAGGGUCAUUAGCAAAAUUUAAAUUUUGAUUCUAGCUCUUUGAACUGCAAAGCAAUGAAGGGGUUAAAAGAACAUGUAGAGUGCUUUGGGAUGCAACAUUUUUUUCCCCCUUAACAGAAAAAAAGAAAACUUCACAAAUAUUAGCUGUGCUUUAGAUGCCAGGUAACAAAUAUUGCCUUCCCUGAAGAUACCCCCCCCCAUUAGAACUACUCACAAAUGUAGUCCAAUGAUUACUGAUUUAUUAGGUAUGACUAAAAAUAGCUGAUAAGUCACCAAACUCAAGUGUUUCUUCACCUCUAUUAUUGGCAUUCAUUGGAGGGAUCUGGUUCCCAGCGUAUUCUAAAGGAGAUCAGACAUCUCCGGGAGAAGUACCCAGUGAUGAUGAUAUUCAGGAAAACACAAGCCAUUUUUUUCUUCUUUAUCCCAGUUAACUUGAGGUACUCUAAUGAAGCACUCAAUUGCACUAUGACCUCCUUGAGUGAUGUGCAGUUCGGUUCCUCUCUCUUUUUGUUUCUUUUUAAUAUGCAAAUGUGAGUGUGUGAUCUACAGUGUGUUCGCAUAAGCUAAUUUAAAACGAAUUUAAGAACAGUUUUCUGAAAUAUUUCUAUUGAAAUAAAUCACUUAAAAUUAUA
Messenger RNA from Sciurus carolinensis (gray squirrel), 7605 nucleotides. RefSeq names its product Ral GEF with PH domain and SH3 binding motif 2 (gene Ralgps2). Gene Ontology annotation, biological process: positive regulation of GTPase activity; Ras protein signal transduction. The transcript is spliced from 20 exons. Lineage: Eukaryota; Metazoa; Chordata; Mammalia; Rodentia; Sciuridae. Gene Ontology annotation, cellular component: plasma membrane. Gene Ontology annotation, molecular function: guanyl-nucleotide exchange factor activity. The record is from RefSeq and is a predicted model, not a curated record. Bases 413 to 2164 code for a protein of 583 amino acids.